CUCCCUCGUCUCUCCCUCCGUCCUCCCCCCCGCUCGGUGCGGACAUGCUCCCGGUGCUCCGGAGGAGAUGAGGCUCCGAAAUGUCUCCUUCCUGACGGUCUUGUUGUUCGGGCUGUGCGGGCUGGUCUCCCUGUCCUGGUACACCGCCUUCAGCAGCUCCAGAGGAGAUGUGGUGGACAUCUACCAGAGGGAGUUCCUGGCGUUGAGGGAGCGCCUCCACUCGGCCGAGCAGGAGAACCUGCGGCGCUCCAAGGAGCUGAACCUGGUCCUGGAGGAGAUAAAGAAGGCCAUCGCCGAGAAACAGGCGCUGAGAGACAUCAACCGCACCUGGAGCAGCCUGUCCGAGGAGACGAGGCUGAAGUUGUGGAAUGUGAGCAGCAGUAAAAACGUCCUGCAGCUUCCCUCCAUCUUCCAUCAUCUCCCUCACCUGCUGAACAGAGAGGACAGCCUGCAGCCGGCUGUGCACCUCGGACAGGGACGCACCGGAGUCUCCAUAGUGAUGGGCGUUCCCAGCGUGAAGCGGGAGGUCCACUCCUACCUGACGGAUACGCUCACCUCUCUGAUGUCAGAGCUCAGCCCGGCCGAGAAAGAGGACUGCGUCAUCGUCGUCUUCAUUGCAGAGGCUGACCAGCAGUACGCCAGCAGUGUAGCCGACAACCUGAAGCGCCUUUUUCCAGCAGAGAUCCAGUCCGGUCUGUUGGAGGUCGUCUCUCCGUCCGUUCACUUCUACCCCGACUUCUCCCGACUCAGAGAGUCCUUCGGAGACCCAAAGGAGAGAGUCAGGUGGAGGACGAAGCAGAACCUGGACUACUGUUUCCUGAUGAUGUACGCUCAGUCUAAAGGAACUUACUACGUCCAGUUAGAGGAUGAUAUAGUCGCUCGUCCGAACUACUUCACCACCAUGAAGAACUUUGCGCUGCAGCAGCCGUCGGAGGAGUGGAUGAUCCUCGAGUUCUCUCAGCUCGGCUUCAUCGGUAAGAUGUUCAAGUCGUUGGACCUGUCGCUCAUCGUGGAGUUCAUGCUGAUGUUCUACAAAGACAAACCCAUCGACUGGCUGCUGGACCACAUCAUGUGGGUCAAGGUGUGCAACCCGGAGAAGGAUGCUAAACACUGCGACAGGCAGAAAGCAAACCUGAGGAUUCGGUUCAAACCAUCUCUCUUCCAACAUGUCGGCACACACUCGUCUCUGGCUGGAAAAAUACAGAAACUCAAGGAUAAGGACUUUGGGAAACAGACCCUCCAUAAGGGUCACGCUAACCCGCUGGCCGAGGUGACCACCAGCCUGAAGACCUACCAGCACUUCACGCUGGAGAAAGCCUACCUGGGGGAGGACUUCUUCUGGGCCUUCACGCCCGUAGCAGGCGACUUCAUACGGAUACGCUUCUUCACACCUGUCCGCAUCGAGAGGUAUUUCUUUCGGAGCGGGAACAUCGAACAUCCGGGAGACAAACUCUUCAACACAUCGGUGGAAGUUCUGCCGUUCGACAAUAUUCAGGCGGAGAAAGAGGCCUUGACAGACGGGAGUGAGAAAACACCAAAGUACCAUCGGACAGAAGAUGGAUUCAUUAGAAUCGGAACGUUUAAGAACGGUAUCGCGGAGGGAGAGGUGGAUGCCAGUUUCGGGCCCCUGGAGGCCAUGCGUCUCUCCGUUCUGACGGACUCCCCCGUCUGGGUCAUCCUCAGCGAGAUCUUCAUAAAGAAAGCCGAGUGAAGCUCCUCCCCUACCCCCCUCCUCCCCAGAGAUACCUC
Messenger RNA from Perca flavescens (yellow perch), 1749 nucleotides. It is a transcript of the gene mgat4b, whose product is annotated as alpha-1,3-mannosyl-glycoprotein 4-beta-N-acetylglucosaminyltransferase B. Gene Ontology annotation, biological process: protein N-linked glycosylation. Bases 68 to 1711 code for a protein of 547 amino acids. The record is from RefSeq and is a predicted model, not a curated record. Lineage: Eukaryota; Metazoa; Chordata; Actinopteri; Perciformes; Percidae. Gene Ontology annotation, cellular component: Golgi stack; endoplasmic reticulum-Golgi intermediate compartment; endoplasmic reticulum. The transcript is spliced from 15 exons. Gene Ontology annotation, molecular function: acetylglucosaminyltransferase activity.